Messenger RNA from Effrenium voratum, 1224 nucleotides. The record is from the annotation of a GenBank genome assembly. Lineage: Eukaryota; Dinophyceae; Suessiales; Symbiodiniaceae.
GCUGAGAACCCGGAAGACGACUCCACUCUGAAGUACACUUUGUACCACGGAGGUUGGAAGGACAGCAUGCCGGACGGCUUCGGCGUGCAGCACUUCGAGGGGGCCCAGGUGGAGCAAUUGAUGGGCGCCCACGGCGGCACCUACACCGGGGACUUCUUGCGUGGCAAGCGUCACGGGCGCGGUGUGUGGAAGACUCUCCAGGGUGCCUGGGAGUACCGGCCCAUUGGCACAGAGACGGUGCCCAACUGGGAGAACGACCUCAUGCACGGCAUUGGCAUCGUGGAAGACAGCGACCACGUGCACGAAAACGUCAUCUACACCAAGGGCAAGUGCCAGAUGCCCUUUACCGAGCUUGGGCCUCCCAAGACAGGCUUCGAGAGCGCCGCCUUCAGCGAAGUGAUGCCGCAGGCGAACCGAAAGCGCGCCUUUGUCACGCCCUUGCCCACGGUUUGGGAUGAACAGGAAAAUAACCCAGCCUGGACCGCGCUGCUCAAGAGCUUCGGGUACAAACUGAAGAAGCUCUUCUUGGUUUACUCCUGCCUUCCCGCCUUCCCGUUGGAGCCCCGCAAGCUGUGGCUCGAGAGCCGCCGGGGCUCCGGGGGCGGCUGCCGCGGGGUUCGCAUCGCGCCGGGCUUCCGCGCGAUGCCAGGCCGGCGGAGCCGCAGCUACAGAGGCCGCCGCAGCCGCAGCCGCAGCCGGCGGCGCGACUCCCGCAGCCGCGAUCGCCGCGAGGAGGAUCGCCGGCCUCGCCGGGAAAUGGGCAGAAUACCUCCGCCCGCCAAGAAGGAAGAGCCGGAGGAGGGAGUGACUGAAGAGCAGCGUCAGAACGCCAUCGAGUGCGACGGCUUUUUGUACGCGGCCAUCGACUUCACGGCCCCGCAGACUCUGCCGGAUAUGGGCCUGGACGUGACGCCUCGGUACUACCAGCCCAACGAGGGCUCGAAGGGGUUGACUUACAACAAGAUGCCGCCAGGCUGGGAGAUGGCCGAGGCCACGGACAGCGUGAAGGAGAAGGUCAUCAAGCCUUAUCCCUGGGGUACUCAUCUCCUUGUGACAAAGGACAACAAGGCUUACCAGACCGCCAAGGGCGAAAGGCCCGGCAGCCUUGAGAUGCUUUGGGACUAUGCCAAGGAUCCUGCCAAGGGCUACCGGCUGGAGGCGAAGGUUGGCAUGAACGCGAGGUGGCAUGGCCGGCUUUUGAUCAAGUCCAAGGUCAGCAGCUAA